AUGGUGCAAAAAAAAGGGGAAUUUUACACCCGAGCGACGUACCGCUUUGAUGACGUGGGUGACGGUGGGUGUGCGAAGCUAGUGGUGCAUUACAUUGCGAACCGCCGGCUUGUGCCUGUGCGAGAGGAGAAGAGGGACCGUGUACGAUGGAUUAGCACGCCUUGGAUGGAGAGUGAGGAGAUCAAGGGGGCUCAUGUGGUGGUGCUGAAUCGCGGCGCGCAUUUCAAGCCCACGGGGCACGUCGUGGUGUCGGUGUCCCGCGCGCUGCAGUUCCUCCGGUAUAAUUACCCCGAGAAGCUGAUCAUUUACCGGGCGACGGCCCCGGGUCACCUCAACUGCAAGGACUACGACAAACCCCUUUUAAAGCGGCAAAAUGGGAGCGAUUUACCCUUCCACUGGGGGGAAUUCAAGGCGCAAAACGAGGCGGGGGGUGCAUGGUUGGGUGCAUGGUUGGGUGCAUGGUUGGGUGCAUGGUUGGGUGCAUGGUUGGGUGCAUGGUUGGGUGCAUGGUUGGGUGCAUGGUUGGGUGCAUGGUUGGGUGCAUGGUUGGGUGCAUGGUUGGGUGCAUGGUUGGGUGCAUGGUUGGGUGCAUGGUUGGGUGCAUGGUUGGGUGCAUGGUUGGGUGCAUGGUUGGGUGCAUGGUUGGGUGCAUGGUUGGGUGCAUGGUUGGGUGCAUGGUUGGGUGCAUGGUUGGGUGCAUGGUUGGGUGCAUGGUUGGGUGCAUGGUUGGGUGCAUGGUUGGGUGCAUGGUUGGGUGCAUGGUUGGGUGCCCACCAGGUGCAUGGUUGGGUACUUUUGAGGUGCCUCAAAAGGGGGGUGCAUGGUUGUGUACUAGGUGAAGAUCGAUGA
This is a messenger RNA of Closterium sp. Yama58-4, 849 nucleotides long. Lineage: Eukaryota; Viridiplantae; Streptophyta; Zygnematophyceae; Desmidiales; Closteriaceae. The record is from the annotation of a GenBank genome assembly.